CCUUCAUGAUCCCAUACCUCAUCAUGCUGAUACUAUGUGGCAUUCCUCUGCUCUUCAUGGAGUUUGCUAUUGGGCAGUACACUCGUUUAGGGCCUGUACAUGCUCUUGCCAAAAUCUGUCCCUUGUUAAAAGGUGAGUGUCUCUCCAGGCCAAAGUCUCCUCUUAUUUGAUGGGGAUGAUGACUUCUCUUUCAUUUUCACACUUUUGGGGGACAUUCUUGCAAAGUUGCAUGGUUUUUAUUGCUGUUGCUAUGUAAAAAAAGUACAAUGAGUAUGUAAAGUACAAUGUUUUGCUCAUUUCUAAAGAGAAAAAAAAAAAGAGUUGCAGUUGUUUUAUGUAGAUUUUUUUAUGUCACACAAACACAACACAACACUUCAAAUCCUAUUCUACAAACCACAAAUUAAAAAAGUCAUAACAUUUUUGCUAAAGUUGCUGCAUUGAAUAUAUUGCAAAACACAUUGAGACCUGUAUGAAAAAAUUUGUAUACCAUUGAGAUCUUUGUCAGAUGGAAAGUGGGCAUUGUUUCAUCUCAACUGAAUUGGAAAAAUGAUAGACGUAGACAGGCGCCCUUUGAUUGGCCAGAAGGGUUCUCUGAUCUGAUCUGAGAUAUGUGGUGCAGUAUGAGAGACUUGGCAGAUUCAAGCAGUUAAUUUGCGUUCUGUUUGCUCUUUGAAAUGAAAUCUGCCCUUUUCUGUCUGAUAAAUGGAUUGUCUUCACAUGUUGAUGGGUGAUAACUUGUUAAAGGAACAUUUCAAUCCUGGUCUUUUUUUACUUCAUUAUCAUACUUCUUUUUUUUUAAAUUACAUUCUCUGGAACCGAAUGAACAUUAAAGUAUAUAUCACUAAAAAAGAAAUGAUAAAAUCAACUGAACCAUGAACUGAAUAUCCAUAAAUUAUGUGGAUUAUAUUAUGGGUGACUGAAGAUGUGUUUUCACAAUCUAUUUUAGUUAUUUAAACACAUGUGGAUCCGUAGAAAGGGUUGUUUGUUUAAAAGCUUACAGUGCUUACGAAAACAAAUCCCUCGCCAGCAGGUGUUUGAUUGUAAAUCCAACAAAUGAAUGAACUGAAAUGUGUGGACUCGGAGAGCGCUGGCAGUCACCCAGCAGCUCAUUAAACUGAUUCCUGUCCAAAUCAAACAAGAGCCCACCCAUCAACAAUCAGUACUUAUGGGUGUGAAUUGAAAAUGCUGUCUGACUUGUUCUAACUUCAAAUUUUUCUCCAUAGUUUUCUUAUUUCCUUUAAAGACAGAGAUUAUCUACCCGGUCAAAACGUAUGGGUCCUUCACUUGAUUUAUCGCUCAUUUCUUCCUGAUAAAUGCUCUGUGCUAAACAAGGUCCAAAAGCAGGUGUUGGUCUGGCCACAGUUGUUAUCUCCUUUGUGUUCUCCACGUACUACAAUGUCCUCAUGAGCUGGGCACUUUUCUAUUUAUUCAACUCAUUCGGAGCGACCCUCCCCUGGAUGUCCUGCAACAACACCUGGAAUACUGUUGGAAACUGUUCCAAUGGAUUCCCUGGCAAUGCCACCCACCUGCAGUCUGCCAGCCAACAGUUCUUUGAUCACAGGCUUCUGGAGAAAACCAGUGGCAUUGAAGAAGCUGGUGGUCUUCGCUGGGAACUCUUUGGCUAUCUUGUUAUUUCCUGGGUCAUCGUGUACUUAUGUAUAUUUAAAGGAGUCAAAUCUACUGGCAAGGUUGUGUAUUUCACUGCUGUAUUUCCGUACUUCAUCCUGUUUGCCCUGCUCAUUAAUAACGUACAGCUUCCUGGAGCCAAGAAUGGUAUCCUCUACUUUGUGACCCCUGUCUGGAGCAAACUGUUUGAAGUGAAGGUUUGGGUUAAUGCAGCUGCCCAGGUGUUUAACUCCAUUGGAAUAGCGUUUGGCUCCAUGAUUUCAAUGGCUAGUUACAACAAGUUCAACAACAACAUUCUCAGGGAUACUUUAAUUGUUUCAUUUGCCAACUCAUUCACGAGUAUCUUUGCUGGCUUUGUGAUCUUCUCAGCUAUUGGCUACAUGGCUCAUAUACAUAACCUCCCAGUGGACAACAUAGCUACAGAUGGUCCUGGUUUGGUGUUUGUUGUGUACCCUGAAGUCCUCUCCACCAUGCCCGUCUUCCAGCUGUGGGCCCCUCUGUUCUUCUUUAUGCUGCUGUGUCUGGGUCUAGACAGUCAGUUUGCCACAGUUGAGGUCGCUAUUACGUUCAUAAAAGAUGAGUUUGGCCCCAUCAUUCUGCGCUUCCUAAAGAGAGAAGAGCUGCUGGCCCUGGCUGUGUGCGUCCUUGGCUUUAUCCUAGGGAUUCCUCAUGUUACCAAGGGAGGUAUCUAUGUGUUUCAGCUGAUGGACCACUACACCGCUGUGGUUUCCCUCAUGUUCCUGGCUUUCUUUGAAGUUGUAGCUGUCUGUUGGAUCUUUGGUGUCCCAAGAAUCUCCUUAAUGGUCAAGAGGAUGCUAGGAAAAACUCCAAACAUCUUCUUUCGUGUCUGUUGGAUGCUGUUUUGUCCUAUGUUGGUGCUGUGUAUACUGAUCUCCAGCAUCAUCCAGUACACUCCUGUUCACUAUGGGAAGUACACAUACCCAGUGUGGGCUGAAUGGGUGGGCUGGGGCAUCUCACUGGUCUCCAUAGUGUGGAUCCCACUUGGAGCCAUUCAAGAGAUCUGUAACAACAAAGGCUCACUUCUUCAGAGACAUAAAACGGCUAUGAUUUCCAAAGUAGACCUGGAUGCUGAGGAUUCCCUGCCGGAAAAACAAAACCUAGACAACCCAGCAUCUGAAAUCUUGUUGACUUCAGUGGCAUGACCAGGAAUACAGCCAAACCAUAUGUGUGCGUCUCUACAUACUAAACCAUGUGGUAGGAGGUUUAAUGAUGUGCUCUUUAGUCAUAUAAAUAACUGUAUUUACACUGCGAUACACUGUCAUUAAGUUUCUGUCAUAAAAGUAUAAUUCUAUCCUUCUUGUUCUACCAAGGGACAGAACCUUAAGCCCACUUUACAUAUGUGGAAAAACUCAAGCCAUUUGAUAUUCUGUUAAAAGUUAUGGUUACUUUUAUUUCAUUUAGUUUAGGUAUGAGUGAGCAUUUGCCCUGUCUAGACUAAGCAAAUGUUCAUUCCAACCAAAGAUUGAUAUUUAAAUGAUUAUUUCCUCCCCUUUGAUUGAAGAAUGCCUGGUGUACGCAGUGACAUUUUCUCUUGCAAUGUGUGAUGAAUGUCAGUGAGUUUGUGUGCUGUAAGAGUGUAUCACUCAUCUGUGGCAGAGGCAAUUUUGGCUAAAUACAUAGACUGAGUCCUAAAGGCCACAUUUCCUGAUCAGAUACAUCACAAAGGGGGUGAACAGACCUAUCCCAUUUGAAAGUCUCGUCCAAAUACAUCCUUAUAUGGCCACAAACAAUGUUAUUCUUUGUGGGCCUUAAACCCCAUAAUACACUGUGCUGUUCUGUUGUUUGAUGUAGCUUUUAGGAAAUCAUCAUCCACUUGUGAAGUAGAGAAACGUCAAAUGACCUUAUCAUAUUUGUCUGGUGUUUUGGUUCUGAUGGUCGUCACCUGGAAUAGACCAAUACAAAAAACACUGUAAUAUGUAAAUCAGUGGUUCUUAACCUGGGGGUCGGGAUCCCUUUGGGGACCUGGUCCCAGAGGGGUUGCGAGAAUGCUACUAUAGACACUAAAUUAGAAAAAAAAACAACCUUAAAAAUAACUUGACAGACUAUAGUUGUGAAUGGAAUCACUUUGGGUGGAUACUGUAAAUAUUUUGCACUGUUUCAUCCAGUAGGUGGAGGUAAUGCCAACCUCCUAUAAAAUGCCGAAUAAGAAUUAAAACAAGUCAACAUUAA
Molecule: messenger RNA, 3816 nt
Organism: Micropterus dolomieu (smallmouth bass)
Lineage: Eukaryota; Metazoa; Chordata; Actinopteri; Centrarchiformes; Centrarchidae
Exons: 12
Coding region: 1314-2789 (491 amino acids)
Biological process (GO): sodium ion transmembrane transport
Cellular component (GO): membrane
Source: RefSeq, a predicted model, not a curated record